This is a messenger RNA of Pocillopora meandrina, 916 nucleotides long. Lineage: Eukaryota; Metazoa; Cnidaria; Anthozoa; Scleractinia; Pocilloporidae. The record is from the annotation of a GenBank genome assembly.
UGUAUUUCGCUAAGAAUUUCGUUGUAUUUAUGCCAAUUGUUUUGUUUGUUAUCACUCCCUAUUGCGAUGCUUGGCGAAGGCGUCGUCGACGUCGCUGUACUCCACGAAGCUGCGAAGUUAGUUAUUGGUCGUCCUGGAGCACGUGCAGUUCAGACCAGUGCGGGUAGCAAUUGUGGGGGAGAGCAAUGCCCUGAUCUGUUCGAAACACGGCUGUGUCAUGGAAGUAAACCGGUGAGCUGUCACUUAAGCUACUGGUCAGAAUGGAGCGCUUGCACUACAGUGUGUGGCGUAUCAGGGAAACAGACAAUUUAUUGCCACAGAAUAAGAACAGAACAGUGUGGAGGAGUAUGUACGUCCACCUUCUAUAAAACAAGAGCCUGUCCUCUCACGAGUUGUUUAAACGGAGGAGGUUUAAGAGGUGAAACAUGUUUCUGUAAGAAAGGCUUUGGUGGAAAUUGCUGCGAGAAAGAAGGUAAUAUUUACAGAUUGGCAACUGUUAAAUGUCUGCUAGCUUCCUUAUGAUCCAGUGGCAAGAAGUAUGUCUUACUAUAUUCAUAACCCCUUAUUCAAUGAAAAAUAAAUUUAGAAGCACUGCUAGAGCUCGUUUCCGAAUACUAAUCCGGAAAAAAUAACCACAGAAAAGGAAAUAUUUCAAAAAUCAUUCCUCAAAAUGGAUAAAUGUUUUUGAAACUAAGACCAAGGUUCAAACUCACACGUAUUAUUCUCUUGGGCUAACCUAGGAUACAUAGGUUAUUUUGCCUGCUUCAGUUUCACUUUAUCGACAGUUUUCAUCACCUCGAUCAUUUUCUUGUCUUUUAUAGAUUCAUCUUUGUCGAGGGGUGGAAUUUGCGGAGUAGUCAUUGGCUCAGUCGCCGGAGUGUGUUUUUUUAUCAUCCUAUCUAUCAAGUUAUACAAG